Physella acuta is the source of this 5506-nucleotide messenger RNA. Its product is annotated as filaggrin. Gene Ontology annotation, biological process: transcription elongation by RNA polymerase II. Gene Ontology annotation, cellular component: nucleus; elongin complex. Lineage: Eukaryota; Metazoa; Mollusca; Gastropoda; Physidae. The record is from RefSeq and is a predicted model, not a curated record.
AAGGUUGGAAAAUGGCUGAAGCAGAUACAAUUCGACGCCUUUGGCGAUACAAGUCAGAUUUAGAAGCAGAACCAGACGAAGAAAAGUUACUUGAGAUCCUAGGCAAGUUAAGAAGGCUUUAUGUGUCAAUAGCUGCACUUCAGGAAACAGGUGUUGGAAAGCUGGUGAAUAGUUUUCGCAAACAUGAAGGGGUCGUCGGAGAAAAGGCUCAGGAGGUGGUCACAUUCUGGAAAUCUUUAGUUGAAACUGAAGUGGAUAGAAUGGAAAGCUCGACUAAAAGAAGUCGUAGCCCUUCCAGUAGCAGAAGCCCCUCCCUCCAGAAACAAGAGAGACACAAAAUAAAGAAAGAAGACAAUAAUAUCAGUGAUACUGAUAGCUGGAACUCUCUAAAAGAGGAGGAAGAGAGCAGGACUCAGCACAAUUCCAAGCCCAGCAGGAAAGAUAGUCACUCGUCAUCCAAGCACCAUGUGAAGGUGGAGCCAGACAGCACCAGUAAAAACCACAGAUCUGAGCAUGGUGGUAAGUCCUCUUCAAAUCACCACUCUAGUAGUAGGCAGGAGAAGGACAGGAAAGAUUCAUCUAGCAAGCACAACCACAAACCACAUGAUAAAAGUUCUUCAGAUGUUGGUUCUAGCAAGCACAACCACAAACCACAUGAUAAAAGUUCUUCAGAUGUUGGUUCUAGUAAGCACAACCACAAACCACAUGAUAGUUCUUCUGAUGUUGGUUCUAGCAAGCACAAACCACAUGAUAGUUCUUCGGAUGUUGGUUCUAGUAAACACAACCACAAACCACAUGAUAAAAGUGCAUCAGAUGGUGGUUUUAGUAAACCGAUCAAUACUUCUCAUGAAAAAAGAUCAGCUGAUCAGGUCUCUAGUAAACACAGUGACAGAACCCAUGACAGACUGUCUUCAAAUUCUUCUACUAGCAAGCAUAGCAGACAUGAAAAGAACUCUUCUGAUAGUGUUUCUAGUGGCAAACCACAUGAAAAAAACACGUCUGAGAUUAAAAAACGUUCAGUGGAUGAACAACCACUCUAUGUCCCCAGCCCUAAGAACAAACAUGUGCCUGAAACUACCCCAGCUGUGGAGUAUGUGCCUAGCAAAAAACACAGCAGUUCAGUAAACCACCACCAUCAAGGGAAGGAUAUCACACAUCAUGGUGUUGCCCAUACUGGGAAAACCAGUGCCCAUAAUUUGGGGGCCCAGCAUGCAGAGGAAGACCUAACGGACAGUGACUCUGAGUACGCAGAGACCUCCAAUAUAGAAGAGUACUACAAGAGCAUGCUAGCCCAGUCCAGUGAGCAGACUGGCGACAAUGACAGGUAUGGUGAUGGCGCUGGUGGAGAACAUUCUAGUCGAUCACACAAGGUGAGCAGUUCAAAUGUGGGGGUUGACAAGAUGGAUGAAAAUCACAGGUCUAAGGAUACGUCCAAGGAUAAAAAUCACAGUUCUAAGGAUAGGUCCAAGGAUAAAAAUCACAGUUCUAAGGAUAGGUCUGAGGAUAAAAAUCACAGUUCUAAGGAUAGGUCAGAGGAUAAAAAUCACAGUUCUAAAGAUAGUUCCAAGGAUAAAAAUCACAGUUCUAAGGAUAGGUCUGAGGAUAAAAGUCAAAGUUCUAAAUACAAGAGUGAUAGCUCAAAGGACAAAACUCAUGUUACUAAAGAUACAAGUGAUGUGUUAAAUAACAAAUACCACAGUGCUAAUCAUAGUAGUGAUAGGUCAAAGGAUAAGAGUCACAGCACUCAAGAUAAACACAGUGAGAAAAGGGAAAGGUCUAAUGACAAAAGUAGUUCUAAAAGUGAAAGUAGUUCUCAGAAUAAAACUGAUGGGUACAAGGAUAAAAGGAACACUGAGAAUAAACAAGACAGCAAAAGAUCAGAACAUAAAAAUGAUAAUAGAACAAAGAACAGUACAAUGGAAAACAAGAAAAUUGACAGGAAACGUAAACACCACAGUAUGAGCGACAGUGACGAUGACACUGCAAAUGUCGUCAAAACGUCAUCACGCAGCAGGUCUUCCUCCUCGCAAAGUAGGUCCUCUUCCUCCCAUGAAAGGUCUCCUCUUUCAGAUGACGAAUCUGUGUCUUCUUCCUCGCAGAAAAAAUCCACGUCCUCCCAUCACAGGUCUUCUUCGCACAGAAGCUCCUCGUCCUCCCAUCACAAAUCCUCACAUGAACCAUCCUCUGGUAAAAGCUCUGGAUCUUCUCACCAAGGCACCAAAGAAUCAAAGAGGAAACAUUCAAUGCAGGAAAAAUCUUCCAGACAAACGUCUGGUAAGAAAAGAAACAGCAGUGAUGAUAGCAACUCAUCUUCACCCUACAACCCUACUGUUGAUAAGUCUUUCAGCGAGAACUCGUACAUUCCUACUAAAAUAAUUAAAUUGGAGACUCCAGCAAUUAGUGUCCAUGUGCCUAAACACAUGAGUGGUUUAGCUGACGAGGAACUAUACUCCCCCUCCAACCCCUCCCUCAGUGCUAGCAAGUUCAGACCUGUGAAUGCGGAGGAGCUGUAUUCACCCACAGGCAAUGCUAUCAUUAAAUCUGAAAGGUACUCCCCAACACCUAGGUCAGGGGAUAGCAGUGUGAAGAAGUAUAGCCCCACACCUGUGGUGAAAAUAAAACAGGAGAGGUAUAGCCCCACACCUGUAGCGAGUACCAAGAACAGGUAUAACCCAACACCUAUCGAGAGCACCCAGAACAGGUAUAACCCAACACCUAUAGAGAACACCAAACAGAACAGGUAUAGCCCCACGCCUAUAGAUAACACCAAACAGGUCAGUUAUAACCCCACGCCUGUUGUUAGAGUUAAGCAAGAGGAGUAUAAUCCAACUCCCAUUUCCACUGACACCAAAGGAAACAAAGACUAUUCCCCUACUCCCAAAAAGUCAGAAAAACAACAGUACUCAUAUCAGCCAGAUAGCGAUGUUGAGCAUUACUCACCCUCCACACACUUUGACACUGUUGAUCAGUAUUCGCCAACUCCUAUAGCUGCUAAAAUAAAGCAAGAAAAGGCUGAUACAGCUUCAGGUAAACUAAGCCAGUCAGAGUCUUCCCAUCAUAAGUCUUCUUCACAGAGGUCUUCAUCAGUUUCAUCUUCACAUAGAAAAUCUGAACACAGGUCUUCAAGUCAACCUGAACACAGAUCUUCAAGUCAAUCUGAACACAGGUCUUCAAAUCAAUCUGAACACAGGUCUUCAAGUCAAUCUAUACACAAAUCUUCAGGACAAUCUGAACACAAAUCUUCAAGUCAACCUGAACACAAAUCUUCAAGUCAGUCUGAACACAGGUCUUCAAGUCAACCUGAACACAAAUCAUCAAGUCAAUCUAAACACAAAUCUUCAAGUCAACCUGAACACAAAUCUUCAAGUCAACCUGAACACAAAUCUUCAAGUCAAUCAGAACACAAAUCUUCAGGACAUUCUGAACGCAACUCUACAGAUCAUUCUGAACGCAAAUCUUCAGAUCAUUCUGAACGCAAAUCUUCAGGUCAUUCUGAACGCAAAUCUUCAGAUCAUUCUGAACGCAAAUCUUCAGGUCAUUCUGAACACAAGUCUUCAAGUCGAUCUGAAUACAAAAAAUCUUCAGGUCACACAGAAUCCCACAAACCAUCUCAUUCUUCAAAGCAUAGCAAGGAUAACCAAUCACCAUCAGAUGAAGACUCUGUUCACUCUCACAGUGAUAAAUCUCAUAAAGAAAAGUCAAAAUCUUCACCAGAACAAGCCAGCAGUUCAUCAGAUAAACACAGAGACAGUGAGACAGCUAAACCUCAACAGUCUCAUCAAAAACACAGUGAAAAACCAUCCAUUAGUAAACACAGCAGUAAAAGCUCUGGAUCUUCUCACCAGGGCACCAAAGACUCAGUCUCUAAAAUUUCCUCUUCAUCAGCCAAACCAAAGAAACAAAAACCCAAAGCUUAUGUGGAGCCCGAGUUGGAUCUGUUCAGUGAAGCCAUUCACAUCAAACAGGAACCUUCGUCUCCAUCUCAUAGAUCACACAAUGACCCCCAGAAAAAAAGAUCUUCCACCAAAGAGCUUUCAUCCCACAAAUCACAUGUUGACCAGCCAGACAAAAGAUCUUCCGAUAAAGAUCAUCCUUCCAAGAAAGUUUCACCUGUCGCCUCGACUUCAUAUUCAGACCACAUUACAAAUUAUUCUGAUGAAGAUUCUAACUCUUCUAGUCAAGAUGGCGUUACUUCCGAAAGUAUAGACCCCAGUGAUUUGACCACAAAAACAAAAAGCCCCAAAUCUCUGAUUGAUGAGAGUAAAAUGUCUUUUGAUGACUUCAUGAACUUUGAUGAAGUGGCCGUGCUCAAGAAAGCCAAGGUCAAGACGCCCAGCCGUAAAGCCACGCCCUCCACCAAUGUGUCCCCGAGUGCCAGUACUAAACCACACUCUAGCUCUUCAGCAGAGAAGUCAAAAAAAUCAGUCCAAGAAAAACCAAGUUCUUCCAGCUCCAAAUUUUCUGUGCCUUCCCCUGCAAAAAAUGUAACCAUAGAGAAAGAUAUCAUGAGCUUAUUACCUGAGAUCAAUGUCAACUACAAGCCGUUGAAGUACAAUCCUUACUACAUGAAUCAGGAAGAUGGUGAUGUCUCACCCCCUCCCCCUGAAGUAGACCCUGACUCUAUUGGGGUCAAGUCUGUUUGUAGGACCCAGGUCUAUUCUGGUAGAAGGCACGGAGUCACAGAGGUGAAGCCACUAUUUGACCUGUGUAUGCAAGUUCUAAUAGAAAACAUUGAUUACAUUGAGAAUGUUGGUGGAACACCUUACAGUAUUCUAAAGCCAGUCCUAGAAAGAUGUACAGCUCAACAGCUGUACCAGCUAGAAGAUUUCAACCCACACCUGUUAGAGGACACAGACGAGCUGUGGCAGAACUUGUGUCAGCGGGAUUUCAGGGGAAGUAAGCGCAACGAGCUCGAGUCUUGGAGGGAACUCUACUUGCAAAAAUUUGAAGAGCGUGAGAUAAAAUAUCAGAAGUUAAAAGAAAGCAUGUCCACAUCUAUAGUUAAAGGUCAAGCAGGUAGAAAAGCCCAACUGGCUUAUGUUGACACUAUCGCUAAACCACCCAGGGAAGUUUUGAGGAAACAGAAACAGUUUGGAACAGGCUGUGUGAUGAGGACCAAGGGUAACCCCAACAUUAAAGGGGCUGGGUCUGGUGUCAGGUCGUACAAGCCCAGCCUCCUGGUGGCUGCACACAACCCCAUGGACCAGCCUCGAAUGAUGAAACCAAUGCCCCCUAUGAUGGCCAAGUCGCUUAUGAUGAGGAAAAAUAUGCGCCGUUAGCAUGAGAUGCUAUUAUGAUGAGGAAAAAUAUGCGCCGUUAGCAUGAGAUGCUAUUAUGAUGAGGAAAAAUAUGCGCCGUUAGCAUGAGAUGCUAUCUUGAAGUUGGUCAAGUCGCAUGUGCGGCUAGUAAAAGGUGACUGUGACUUGGCUUAGUAGGUAUUGGGCCAAGUGUAACAGUGACGAACUUGACCAAAAAUGCUAUGAUGUGAAUCUAAUGUGUGCUGCCU